AUGGAAUCCAAGGCCACCCAGAGUUCAUCAGUUGCUUCUUCUACGACGUCGUUUGGGAGCUCGAAGAAGAUGGUGUGGGUUUGGACGGAGAGCAAGCAGGUCAUGACGGCCGCCGUGGAGAGAGGCUGGAACACCUUCCUGUUUCAGAGUCAGAAACUCACCGAUGUCUGGUCUUCGAUUGCGUUGAUAGAUCCUCUUUUGAUCAAAGAGAGAGGGAUUUUCGAUAGCAAGAACACGAGAGUUGCCACAGUUGUUGAGGUUUCCAAUCCCAAAGUGUUGGAAGAGCUUCAACCCAAAAACGGGGUGGCUGAGAAUGUUGUUGUUGAUUUGCUGGAUUGGCAGGCAGGUGAGCUUAUGAAAUUUGAGUACCAAAAGAAGGUCGCCUCGCUGAGCAAGCUAAAGAAAUGUAGUACUAACUCAGAAGCAUUGGAGAAAUCAAGAGCAGCAGUGAGUCAUCUGCAUAUAAGAUACAUAGUUGACAUGCAAUCCAUGGACCCAACAGUAUCAAAGAUAAACUCUUUUACUUUCAGCCUGUUGCAGGGUUUGGGAAUAUCUAGUGAAAUGUUGCCUAAAGAGUCACUAAGUGAUCAAGCAUGGAAUACCAAGCAAUGA
Rosa chinensis is the source of this 612-nucleotide messenger RNA. RefSeq lists its product as uncharacterized. The record is from RefSeq and is a predicted model, not a curated record. The transcript has 4 exons. Gene Ontology annotation, biological process: aromatic amino acid biosynthetic process. NCBI's taxonomy places the organism in Eukaryota, Viridiplantae, Streptophyta, Magnoliopsida, Rosales, Rosaceae. Gene Ontology annotation, molecular function: oxidoreductase activity; 3-dehydroquinate synthase activity. Bases 1 to 612 code for a protein of 203 amino acids.